AGCCACAACAGCCAGCGGCAACAGCAGCAGCAAGAAAGCAGAAAAUGACUCGACAAAAUUAAAAAUCCGAUUUUUAAUUUCUAAAACCCUAACUAUAACAGCUAACAAAACAAAAAUUCCCAAUCUUUCUCUAUUUCUUUCUCAAUAACUAUAAAAUCUCUAAAACUUAGACACAACCAAAUUAGAAACGAAAAAAAAUGGCAAUACUUCAAAUUCAAGUUCUAUCAAACCCAAAUGCGUCAUCGUCUUCUUCUUUUCACCAUCAAAAGCUCUCUCUUCCCCAUAGAACUACGCGUAGUAAUGUUUCUAAACGCCAUUUUUCCAGUUAUAGUGCUGUUUCCUGCUCCUUUAGCUCUGUUGAGUCUGCCAAAAUUAAAGUAGUUGGCGUUGGCGGUGGCGGUAACAAUGCUGUUAAUCGCAUGAUUGGCAGUGGUUUGCACGGUGUUGAUUUUUAUGCUAUAAACACCGAUUCUCAAGCAUUAGUACAGUCUGCUGCUCAGAACCCGCUUCAGAUUGGAGAGCUUUUGACUCGUGGACUAGGUACUGGUGGGAACCCGCUUUUGGGGGAGCAGGCGGCUGAGGAGUCUAAAGAUGCCAUUGCGAAUGCUCUUAAGGGCUCUGAUCUUGUUUUCAUUACGGCUGGCAUGGGUGGAGGUACGGGCUCUGGUGCUGCCCCGGUUGUAGCUCAGAUUUCAAAGGAUGCUGGAUAUUUGACUGUUGGUGUUGUUACUUAUCCUUUCAGUUUUGAGGGGCGUAAGCGAUCACUACAGGCGUUAGAGGCUAUCGAGAAAUUACAAAAAAAUGUCGAUACUCUCAUAGUGAUACCCAACGACCGGCUACUUGAUAUUGCUGAUGAGCAGACACCCCUUCAGGAUGCUUUCCUUCUUGCUGAUGAUGUUCUACGCCAAGGGGUGCAAGGAAUUUCAGAUAUUAUCACAAUACCUGGACUGGUUAAUGUGGAUUUUGCAGAUGUAAAAGCUGUCAUGAAGGAUUCUGGUACAGCAAUGCUCGGAGUUGGAGUUUCCUCUAGCAAAAAUCGUGCUGAAGAAGCAGCUGAACAAGCAACCUUGGCUCCCCUGAUCGGUUCAUCAAUUCAGUCAGCAACUGGAGUAGUUUAUAACAUCACAGGAGGGAAAGACAUAACAUUGCAGGAAGUGAACAGAGUGUCCCAGGUCGUUACAAGCUUAGCGGAUCCAUCUGCUAACAUAAUAUUCGGGGCUGUUGUGGAUGACCGAUAUAACGGAGAGAUUCAUGUAACCAUUAUUGCAACUGGCUUUUCGCAAUCAUUUCAGAAGAUACUUCUAGCAGAUCCCAAGGCUGCCAAACUUCUGGAGAGAAUGGCAGGAAGCCAAGAGAGCAAUCUGAAGUCCUCAACCUCACCUUCCACGGUGCCUUCUAGAUCGUCGCCACCUCCAAGAAGGCUCUUCUUUUGAUAAUUAUUUUGAUUUUUUUGUAACUCCAUUUCUGUUUUACUGAUUUGAGUAGAGAAGUAGAGGUGUGAGUAAUUUCUCCUCCUGCAAUUGCCCUGUGUAUUAUUGUGAAUUUCAAAUCGUAUCAUUCAGUUUUGUUCCAGCUUAAACAUUA
Molecule: messenger RNA, 1584 nt
Organism: Mercurialis annua (annual mercury)
Lineage: Eukaryota; Viridiplantae; Streptophyta; Magnoliopsida; Malpighiales; Euphorbiaceae
Product: cell division protein FtsZ homolog 1, chloroplastic
Exons: 6
Coding region: 198-1433 (411 amino acids)
Biological process (GO): cell division; microtubule-based process; chloroplast fission
Cellular component (GO): cell division site; chloroplast; cytoplasm
Molecular function (GO): GTP binding; GTPase activity
Source: RefSeq, a predicted model, not a curated record